AAAAAAAAGUUGGAGAAGAGGGAAGCGACUAGCACCUUUUUCUAGUUUUCCGUUUAUUUUCUAUAAGGCGGGUGAUUUCGGGUCUUUUCAUCGGAGAAUAUGAGCAACGUUACCGGCGAUCGAACUGACGACGGCCUUUCCAACGCCGUCGCAGUCUCCGCCUCUACAGCUGUCCACAGCUCCCCUCCUACUGAUCGUCCUGUCCGCGUCUACGCCGAUGGGAUCUACGAUCUUUUCCACUUUGGUCACGCUCGAUCUCUCGAGCAGGCCAAGAAAUCGUUUCCAAACACUUAUCUUCUUGUUGGAUGUUGCAAUGAUGAAACUACCCAUAAGUACAAGGGAAGAACUGUAAUGACUGCAGAAGAGCGAUAUGAAUCACUUAGGCAUUGCAAGUGGGUGGAUGAAGUCAUCCCAGAUGCACCAUGGGUGGUCAACCAGGAGUUUCUUGACAAACACCAUAUUGACUAUGUAGCCCAUGAUGCUCUUCCGUAUGCCGAUUCCAGUGGAGCUGGAAAGGAUGUUUAUGAAUUUGUUAAGAAAGUUGGGAGGUUUAAGGAAACUAUGAGAACUGAAGGGAUAUCAACCUCAGACAUUAUUAUGAGAAUAGUGAAAGACUACAACCAGUAUGUCAUGCGUAACUUGGAUAGAGGAUAUUCAAGGGAAGAUCUUGGAGUUAGCUUUGUCAAGGAAAAGAGACUUAGAGUUAAUAUGAAGCUAAAGAAACUCCAGGAGAGGGUGAAAGAACAACAAGAAAAAGUGGGAGAAAAGAUCCAAACUGUAAAAAUGCUGCGUAACGAGUGGGUGGAAAAUGCAGAUCGUUGGGUAGCUGGAUUUCUUGAAAUAUUUGAAGAAGGUUGCCACAAGAUGGGAACUGCAAUCGUAGACAGUAUCCAGGAGAGGUUGAUGCGACAAAAGUCUGUAGACAUGCUCGAGAACGGUCAGGAUGAUGACACAGACGACCAGUUCUAUGAAGAAUACUUCGACCAUGACAUGGGUAGUGAGGACGACGAAGAUGACAAAUUCUAUGAUGAGGAAGAAGUAAAAGAAGAAGAGAAAGAGAAAACGGUUUAGACGGAUGCAAUAGACAACAAGUAAGAACAAAUUUGGCAUGCAUAAACCGCAGGUUAGUUACUUAUGGCCACUUCUACUAAGCUCCCUUAGCCUCUCACCCUCUCUCUCUAUGGAUCAGUGAAAUGCAUCUACUUAACAUAUAAUAUCAAUGUUUAGAAAGAAAGAGAGAGAGUGUGUGAUGUGUGUGUGUUUGUGUGUUGAACAAACGAACGUGCGUGGUUGUCUUUGGUGAGUUGUCUCAUCUUUGUUGAUUUUUUGAAUACGCAUGUUUUUUCAUGUAUUUUUUUCUUUUCUUCUUUUUAUGAUUGGCAAAGUGUUAUGAAGUAACAAUGCAAUUGUCUGGGACAGGAUAAGUCAAUGAUUCGUGUAUGCCACAAAGUAAACAUCGUGUAUUCAUAUUCCAA
This is a messenger RNA of Capsella rubella, 1475 nucleotides long. RefSeq names its product choline-phosphate cytidylyltransferase 1. The record is from RefSeq and is a predicted model, not a curated record. Gene Ontology annotation, molecular function: choline-phosphate cytidylyltransferase activity; phosphatidylcholine binding. Gene Ontology annotation, biological process: CDP-choline pathway. The transcript has 8 exons. NCBI's taxonomy places the organism in Eukaryota, Viridiplantae, Streptophyta, Magnoliopsida, Brassicales, Brassicaceae. The coding region runs from base 100 to 1071 and encodes 323 amino acids.